Paramecium primaurelia is the source of this 2995-nucleotide messenger RNA. Lineage: Eukaryota; Ciliophora; Oligohymenophorea; Peniculida; Parameciidae. The record is from the annotation of a GenBank genome assembly.
AUGUGGAAUAUAAUCUCAAUUAAUCCAAUAUGUUAGAAAAAGAAAUUGGUUUCUGAUUAAGAGAGGUUAUUAUUAAAUUGUAAAAACAUGAAAAAGACAAUCAAUAAUGGAGAACCAUGGAAACCAUCUCAUUCGUUAUCUAAAGUUAAUAACAAAUAUAGUCAUUGUAAAUUAAUAUAUAAAAAUUAACAAAGAGGAAGAUAAUAAAAUCAUGCAUCAAAAUAAUAUAUUGUUAUCUAAAAUGAUGGAUAUUUAGAAACAUAAUUUAAGAAGUUAGAGUUCUGGAUAAUUACCAUUAUCAUUAUCACAUGUGAGUAAUCUUAAUUAACGAAAAUUCGAGAAAUACAAAAUUAACUAAGAAAAUCAAAAGUUUCUCUCUCGAUUACAAUCUGCUUCAUCAAUUUAUAAUAAAAAUUAUUGGUAACCUGAUAAUGAAAAGAAUGAAAUUUACAAAUAAAUUAUAUUAAAGAGAACAAGUUAUAUUUUAUUAUUAUUAUUAUUUUAGAACUCAAUUAAGAUUAUAAUGAUUUAGCUAGGAAAUCACUUGAAAGUAGAUCAACUGGAAGAAUGCUUUCAUGUAAUGACAUAUCAUUAUUUAAGCAGCCCAAUAAUUUAAACGUAGAUAGAUGUCUGAUGAAUAAUUUUAAUUCUAACAAUUACCAGAAUGAUUUAACAUUCACACAAUUAUAAGUAUUUUUAUUUUAAUAAGAUUAAUUAUCAUUUGAUAUCAUGAUUUCUUUUAUUAUUUAAUUUUUCAUCUUAACAUUGUUAAUUUAUUAUAUUUCAGAUUAAUUAUUUAAAUAAUAUGAUUAAAUAUAAAAGUAGAAGAGGAAUCCAAAUUUUAUUUGCUCUUAAACAUCUCAUUACUGCAAGUUUCUCUUAAGAUAUCUAUCUCAUAAUAAUAUCAGCUGUCAAUUUAAUAACUUUAAUCAUUUUGUUAAAGAGGAAUCUACAUUCAAUUUAGAAAUAUAUUAGAAUUUUACUUCUUUUAGAAUUAUGUUUCUUUGAUUAAUAGUUUGCACCACCAAUUAUUGCAUCUAUUAAUUUUAACAUUAAGUUUAAGAUCAUAAUACUGGUCUUUUAUUGUUGUCGAGUAAGUUUUAUUUAUUUCAAAGUUUUCCAAAUAAUAGAUUGGGUUUAUUUAGGAAUUCUAUUUGUAUCAUUUAUAUUCUAUAUCUAUUCCCAUGUAUCAAUUUAUUUAUUUUUAGGAUAGUAAAUAACUAAACAGUAAGAAUUAGAUAACAUCAGAAAGGAAAUUAUCAUAUCUAAAUAUAAACUCAUAGUCAGAUUAAUAGGAUGUAUUUGAUCUAUUUAAUUUUUUACCAUUUGGAAUUUGUAUUUUAGAUGAUAAAUAAAAUAUAACAAAUUCUAAUUAUAAAGCAAAAAAAUAUUGUUCAAAUAUUAAAGAAGAAAGUUUUUAAUCUUAAUUAUUUAUGAUGAUUUAAAAGUAAAAUUUAUCUUAAUUUUUAGGGCUUGUUUAUAAUAAUUGGAUAAGAAAUCUAUUUUUAAUUCUUCAGAAGAUUAGGUAUCUGAAUUUUAAAUGAAAAGAUUAUAAUCUUUCAGUUAAACCAGAAAAAAAGCACUUUCAUAAUAGAGAUAAUUUAGUAAUUUUAUUGAUAUAUCAUAAAUAAUAAAUAAACAUAAAACUAAUAGAGGAGUAUCUGAUAGUUUCAAUUAAAAUGCUCUUAAAUAUAGAGAUCCUAUUACAACAAAGACAUAUGAAAUAAAAAUAUAUGAAAUAUCUUCAGGUAGUAUGAUUUGUAUUCAAAAUAUUUCAAAAAAAGAAAGAUAAUUUGAAAUAAGAGAAAGAUUUAGAUUUUAAUCAAUGCUUAUCAAUUCUUUUUCUCAUGAAUUAAAAACUCCUUUAAAUUGUUCAUUAGCACUUUUAUAAAUAUUAGAAUAAGAAUUAAAAUCUGAAAAAUUAUAAUAAUAUAAAUAAAUUGAAUAAGCAUAUUUAAAACCUGCAAUAAUUUCAAAUAGAAAAUUAUUACAUUAAAUAAAUGAUAUUCUUGAUUAUGCUAAUUUUGAAGCAUCUACAUUUUAAUUAAGACCUUCUUAAUUUAAAAUAUCAACAUUAAUUUAAACAAUAGAUUAUUAUUUUCAAGAUGAAUGUAAAUAAAAAUAAAUUAAUUUUGUUGUUUAAACUUGUGAUGAUAGUACAAUAAAUAAUGAUUAUGAUAGAAUAGUUUAAAUUUUAGUAAACUUAUUAAAUAAUUCAGUCAAAUUUACUAAAUAAAAUGGAUUAAUAUAAUUCAAUAUUAAUAGAAUGGGAUCAAUUUAUUCAUUUGAAGUGUUUGAUACUGGUUGUGGAAUUUCUGUUGAAAAACUCUAUUUAAUAAAUAAAAUCUUAUAAAAUUAAGAAACUGAUAUCUUAAAAAGAGGAGAUGAAGAUUAUAUAUAAUAUGUUGGACUUGGAUUAAAGGUUUCAAGUUAAAUUGCAUUAAAAUUAUGUCAUAAAGGUGAACUCAUAAUUACAAGUUCAUUAAAUUAAUUUACAAAGGGACGUUUUUAUGUAUAAGAUUUAAAUACUUAAGAAGAGAUUCUUACAAUACCAACUGAUGAAUAUAUAUAGAUACCAUAUUAAAGUAAAACCAAAAAAUAAUGUCAUUGCAGCCAUGUUUUGAUUGUAGAUGAUAUUCCUUUUAAUCAUUUAGCAUUCAUUACAGUGUUAAAAUAUUUUAAUAUAAAAUGUGAUAGUGCUUAUGAUGGAAUUAUGGCUAUAGAAAUGGUUAAAAAGAAGUAUGAUUCUUGUUAAUGUGGAUAUAAAUUAAUUUUCAUGGAUAUAGAUAUGCCUGGUAUUGAUGGUUAUUAAUGCAGCAAAGAAAUUUCAUAAUUUUUAUAAUAGAAGAACAUUAUUUCAUUCAUUAUUAUGUGUAGUGCUUUCGAUAGCAAAGAAAAUAUUGACAUAGCUUAUAAAUCAGGUAUGAAUGAUAUCUUGCCUAAACCAAUAGAUACACAACAACUUAAAAAAAUACUCAGCAAAUAUUAUUUUUGA